This is a messenger RNA of Paralichthys olivaceus (Japanese flounder), 10012 nucleotides long. The record is from RefSeq and is a predicted model, not a curated record. Lineage: Eukaryota; Metazoa; Chordata; Actinopteri; Pleuronectiformes; Paralichthyidae.
UGAGGAGCAGUUGUACGACACCAAGCUGACCGGUCAGACGUUCCGGCAUCCGUCCUCGCAGAGCUCUGACGACACGUCCACCUCGCUCAGCCGAUCGCCCAUCUCCCUCAACAACAAGAGACCCGACUUCAUCUUCCUGCCGGCCUCCAAACAGCUCUACGAAGAUGAAACCUCAUCCUCUGUGUUUGGACUGAGGUCAGCGACCGACCCGUCUCCCUCCCCGUCCCCGUCCCCCUGCGGCUCAGAUCGCCCUCCUCUGGGCUGGAGCAGUAACAACAGUAGCAGCAGCACCGCCACGUCGGCUAACACCGGACCGCCCGUCGCAGAGAAACUCCGCUGGCACCUGGGGAGACGCGCGCAGACGCACUUCAUACCGCUCGACAUCACAGGUGAAGGAGGAGGAGGAGGGAAAUUCCACGGCGUCGACCUCCUCCAGCACUCCCCGUCCCCGUCACCCUUUCCAGGGGACCCCUUCCCCCACCAACCCCACUCCCUGGAGCCUGUCACCGACACCCCCCACCAGAACCUCCCCCUGAGGAAGACGCACUCUGACCUCGACACAACCUUACCUGCAGAUAAAACUGUAGAGCAUCGUGUCUCAAACCAACUUCACCCAGGCACUAUGGACCACUCUGGUCUGCUGUGCUCAAACACACCCUCCGCUUCCUGGAACGGACCAAAGGGCUCCACCUUUUCUCCCGGAGCGUGGAACGAGCCUUACAAUUACAGCAUGAGCAAAGGCCCAGCGGUUCCUCCCAAACACCACAGCAUCAUCGGCCAUGCUGGUGGAGGGAUGCAGGACGGUGUGAUGCUGGUGAGCUCGGGACAGUCAAUGAGCUCACACGCCAGCUCGUUCACGUCUGUGACAGACUCUUCGGGGAGAGGAGGGAAUAUUGUGCCAGGGAUUUCACUGCUAACGCCGUCGAUGGGGAAGCGGAGCGAGACGGAAGGAGCUGCAGCGGAUGGAGGGAGGCGAGGUGGAGGAGGGGGAGUUGGGGAGGCAGGGAGAGGGAGGGAGAGGUCAGCACGUUCCAUAGCAGCACAGAAAGCCUUCAAGUUCCGGGAGCGUUCCCUUUCCACACCAACAGAUUCUGGUUCCUUCUGCUUCACAGAGGGUGGUGUAGGCCAGCCAGAUGGGAACAUUAUGUCGACUGGGAAUGGGAAUGCUUUGGCAAUAACAGACCACCAACAACAGCAUCAUCACUUCCUCGGUUUGAGCGAGAACUACGCUCUCCUCUACCCUAGAGGGAGCUCCGAGGACAGUGCCAGUACGACUGAUACAAUUUCUGUCACUGCUUCGGACUACAGCGCCGAUGGACGCUUGCGCCUACGCUCUCGUUCCAUCUCACUCAAGAAAUCCAAGCGCAAGCCGCCGCCUCCUGUGAGGAGUGUCUCUUUAAUGAAGAACCUCGGAGAAGCCGAGGGAAGAAUCCACCAUGACAGUGGGCUUUAUCGGGAUGGACGCCCAAAGAGCUUGCAUAUCCCAAGGGAUCACUUCCCAGACUUCCAGCCUGAUUUCCUCCUACCCAGCUCCUCCUGCUCCUCUAAACCCGGUGUUAGUGAGCGGGAGCUGGGACAUGGAGGCAGUGAUGGACCCCCAAGCCUGGAGGUUCAGCCACCAGAGCGGGAGGGAGAGACAGAACUGACCUUCCCCGCUCACUGGCAGCUAGGGGAGUGGAAGAAUGACCCCUACAGGUCUCUAUCAGGCUCCAGCACAGCGACUGGUACCACAGUGAUUGAAUGUAUGAAAGUCAGAAGCAGCUCCGAGUCCCUUCUUGACUCUCCCUCCACCUCCAGAGGCACCUCGCCCUCACAGCUCUCCAUGGAAACUGAAGUCAAGGCAUCCUCACCCUUCAAACCCCCAGGACUUAUGUCACCAUCAAGUGGCUAUUCCAGCCAGUCAGAGACUCCCACUUCAACUGUUCCACUCAGUCACGUGGCAGGUCAGGGGACACUAGGGGCAUCAGGGUGUAAGAUGCGCCCGAAGAUUCCAGAAAGGAAAUCAUCACUACCUUCGCCAAAGGACCCGACUGCAAGAUCUAGAUUGUCCUUUGAGAUGCCUGGGAAUGCACAUCUGGAGCUCUCUUCAAUCAAGCCAAAGCAAAAGGCCAGUAGACGGCAUUCUGACACCUCCACAGCAGCUAAACCAGGAAAAAUCAGUCCGAGCUCUUCACACGCAUUGCCUGUUGUCACCCAGAAUGAGCUGAAGACUAUUCGGCUACGCUCUGUCUCUCGUGGUGACCUAGAGGACUGUCCUGAUGGUGCAUCUGACACCAUUGAAGAAGAGCAGCAUGGCAGAGACCUCUGUGAAGUCCCCAGCCCUCCGCCCACUCUACCAAAACCCAAACCACCUGUCGCUGUCAAGCCCCCUUUGCCUAAGCGACCUAUAAACCUCCUCAUAAAGUCUCCUUCCCCCUCCUCUACUUCCCCUCUUGCCCUUGACUCACCACCUGCCUCACCUGUGGACCGGCCUGUGCCCUUGGGCAACAUCUACAAAGUCAUGAGAAAACCCAAACCGAAAAAACCUCCUCCACAAACUUUAACAAGUCCUUCUGUUCUCCCAGAUUCAAAUUCCACCACCAACACACAAACUGGUUAUGAUCAUCCAUUCCUCCCACACUCCCAGUCCCUCUUCGAUCUCCCUCCUCUCCCAGAUCCUCAGCCUCUCCUGGAGGACCCAGUGUUAGAGCCUGAAUUUGAAGCUGACCAAGAGAUCCGGCUUGGGCCUGAAGAUGGAGGUUCACUCCCUUCUCCUUGCAGUAAUCAGGAGGCCCAGGAGCUCCAGGACAAGAGCAAGACCCUCCCCUCAAGGAUGACAAUCUCCUGUCUGUCAGAGCUGUCAGACAAAAAGAAACCUAAGGUUCCUCCUCCAGUCCCCAAGAAGCCAAGUGUUCUGCUUCUUCCCACGUCAGUCCACUCCUCUACAAAUGGCAGCACCGAUCGACAGACACCUCAGGCCGAUAGCCCUUUGGGCCUUCGGUCAACAGUUGGAGCUUUCCCACCAGACGAUAUUUCCAGUGCUCCGUGUGUUCCAGAUAUGCCAGAGCUAGAUGAGAACCACUUGGAACCAGACGAGGAGAGUUCUAAAGAUUCGUCACUUCAGUCAACUUUGCAGGAUUCCUCUUUCACUGAGCUAGAGGGGAAGAUGGCCAGCACUAGGAUCGAGACAGAUGACUCCAAUGAGAAGAAUGUGCUCCACAUUGCAGAGGAAACAGAUGACGACUUGCUGGCAACACCGACAACACACACCACCGAAGACCUUUUCACGAUAAUACACAGGUCCAAGCGAAAGGUUCUGGGUCGCAAGGAGCCGACCGACUCCUUUGGCAGCCGACAGAGCCUGGUAUCCCCCGUGAAGCACAGCGCCGGUAACACCGAAAUCCGGAACCUGACGUUAGGCAGCAGUCAGAGGUCAAGCUCCCGUAAUGAGAACUUCAUGGCCCUACUUCAGAAGAAAGGCAGCAAGUCUUCCAGCGGAGGGACCAGAGUUUCCGCCAUGGAGCUUCUCAAAAGCACAAACCCUCUGGCACGACGGGUCACCGAGUUCUCAUCCACCACUUCAACGGCCACAGAGGGAGAAGAGGCAGCACCUGGGAACGGCAAAUCCAACGACCAGUGAAUGGAAGUAUCAUAGGUGUUAACCAGGUCCGUUUGCUGUCGACAAAGCUACCAAACGAUUCUACAAUGCGCCAGGCUCUGAAGAUGGGCACCUCUGACCAACCAGAUCGCUCCAACUACUGAUCGACCAUUUGCACUGUCCAAUCAAAUUGGAGCAAAGCUUUGGACGAAAUGGUCCCUUCCAUGGUUGGAGCGCUAUAGUCAUCUGUCAAACUGGUCCCCUAUUGGAAAGCGAGAAAGUUGUGGAGAACAAUACAGGUUCUCACAAUAUUUUCAAUGAAAGGUGGCGGCUAUGAGGCUGUGCCUCAACACCUGCACCAUGUUUUCCUCACUGGGAGUUUUUUCAGUGUGAAGGUCGGAUGGAUUAAUGAGUGCAUGGAGCAGACGACAAGGAUUAUGUGGUUAUACAGUGGAUAUAUUUACUCCUGGCUCCUUCUGGAUGAUGACAACAAGAGUCCCUGAUGAAGACAAUGGUUACUUGAUCUGAAUCUUUAACAAGUCAUACUGAUCCGCAGCUGAUCAGCAAUGAAAUAUAUCCAAGAAACAAAUGGAAUAACACACAGAAGACAGAAUUAUGCUUCUUGGAAGUAAAUCUGUCCAGCCAGUAGCACCACAGCACUGACGCCUGUAGACUUACAUGAAACGAAGGGUAAAUUCCUCACGGUGUGACGAGGCACAUGAGAAAGCAAAUGUUCUCAACGCCUUGGACAUUACGGCUUCUCUCUACAGUAAAAUCUCUGCUGUAGCAGCGCUGUCGUUGACAAUAGAGAAGAUGAAGUGGAGGAUUUACAAAGAGAAACCACAAAGGGGCUUUUUGCCACCGAAGAUGAGGCAUGAGCAUGUCACACAUUUUGUUUCUCGUGCUCUGAACAUGAAUGUGGACCUUCACUAAACAUUCCACAGAGGCACCCAGCAAAUGGACGCAAGCACUUUUUGUCUUCUCUUUAGCGUUGGAGGUUGUUUACAUGGUGCAGCCUUUGCAUCGCUACGUUUCGUUCUUGAAAUAUUCGUCAAUCAUUAUUUUUUAAGUGUUUGUUUAGAUUUUUUCUUUUUGCAUAUAAUUUGGAUUGUACUGUAUGUAUCGUGUACAAAGAUCAAAGUUGCGCAUCUAUCAGCAACAGUCAUUUGCAUUCAAAAAUAAUGUACAGACAGAGCAGCCAACAGCUCGGACUACAAACUGCCCAUGGAGGGAAAACACACACAGACUAAAGAGGAACGCCUCGGAGAGCAGACGUAUCUACACAAGUGUGUGUUUGUAUGAGUGUGUGUGUGUUUGUACAAGUGUGUGCAGAUGAAAUCAUGCCUGUUGAUUUUCUGUACGGAGAGCAUGACGCAGGCCUGGUUAUUCAACAGGGUUUUUAUUCAUUUUCUGGUCUCUGGUGACGGGACCAAAGGACUGUUAAAAAACUACAAACAGACCAGAGGGGACCGAGUUGUGCACAUGUGUGUGUUUGCAUUCGUCUUUGUGAGUCUGUGAAUGUGUGUGUGUUGAGGGAAAUGCCAAGAACAAAGAGGGAGACACAGAGGGAGGGAGUGCAUGAACGUGUGUCUCUCAUGUGUUUUCGUGCACACCCUUACAUGCUUGCAUAUUCUGGCUUGUGUGUCUUUGCAUCAAGGAACGUAGACUUGUCUUAAUGGCGGCCGUGCCAUUUUGAAGGCAUGUUAAAACGUCCUUCAGUUCCCGAGCCCCGAAUGGUCCAACGCUUGAAUCCUAUCUCAGGAUUCAUUGCGGACCGGUGAUGAGGAUAACAAGCUCGCUAUCCGGCUGGCUGAGCUGCAGCAAGUGCAAGCGGCUCAAAUUAGCUAAUGAUGCAACGGACAAGUUGGAAAUUCUUGGUAGACCAUAGAAUCUUAUUCCAGUUCCUUUGAAUUGGGACACUGCUUGUGAUCCAGACCCCAAUCAAUCGCAUUUAGGGAAUAAUGGAUGAUAGAAGCAAAGGCUUUGAUUGGCUGAAGGAAGAAUGGCUUUAGUCAGAGAAUCGGGAAACCUGUUGAAACUUCCAUCCGUCUGUCUGUCCGUAGUUACAGAGUGAUGUCACAGGCCCAGGUUGUUCCUUUAUGUUUUGUCCUCCGUGCACAUUUCCAUCCUCCGUCUCUAUCGUCUCAGAGGGGAGAUGACGGUCUGCGCCGCCCUCCUCCUCCUCGCCGCUCACUCCUCGCCUCCUUUCAUCACUGCUGGUGCCUCUCUGCAAUUAGCAUCAUCUCUCUUUUUCCCUCCUGCAACUCUCUGGCACAUAGCACACUCUCUUUCUUCACUGACAAAUAGCAACUCUCUGUAGCGCCGCCUCUUUAUCCCUUUUUCUAAAUCCUUAUCUUCCUCUUCCUUCCUCUCCCCUCCUCUUUUGACCCUCUCCCACUUUCCGUCAACCUUCUCUUGUCUCUCCUGUCUCUUUUCUCUCAUCUCACUCUUCCUCCCCGUCACCUCUCUUUGCAUUCAGUCUAUGCAUCUGAGCUCGACAGACGACGCGACACCGGAUGAAUGUCAAUGAAUGACUGUUAAGAAAACAGACGCUGUGGUUGGCUUGAUAGUGCAUGAAACAUAUUUCUAUCAAUGCUUAUCUUCUGCCUUCUCUUUCUCUCGCUCUUUAACUUCUAUGUUGUUUUUAUUUUUCCUUUACACGGUCCAUAUGAGAUGGAGUGAACAUGGAUGAAUGAGUGAGUGAGUGAAUGAAUGAAUGAAUGGAUGGGAUCUGUGCACAAACACAGAAACAGGCAGAGUUUGAAUUUGUUUUUGCCCAAAAGGACUUUCAGACUGUGGACAGAUCGCAAGUCGUCAAUCCUGGACGACCCUCGGUUCUGGAUCAGUGAGUGGACGCUUCCAUCAGUGGUUCAGCUCUAAAAUCAUGACCCCCCCCCCCACCCUGCAUGAAAGGACCCUGUAGAGGGAGGAGGGGAACCUGUUGUCUCCUGACUCCCCGGCAGCAAAACUAUCCCUCGGUGCUAUUGAGUCAGAGCUCCCCCUAAUGGAUGGAAAUGUACACAACAACAGCAGCAGAGUAAAAAAAAAAACUGUCACACACAUCCUUCAGGUAAACCAUCAUCCUGAAAAAAGAUUUUAAAACUGAAGAAAUGAUCACCGUUUAUGAUGACUCGUCACGUGACGCUUGUUUUAAAUAUUUAGUGAAUGAAAAAAGAUGAACCUAUAAAACUCUGUGUUUGUUUGCCUUGUAAACUGAAUUGUGGGCGUGUUGCUGCGACGCCUCGUGUUGUUUUUUUUACUUUUUUAAGUUACAUUUUUAGUUUUUUUUAUUUCAGCUGCCUUGGUGGUACACACAUAAACACAAGUUUGUGUUUAGGAAUCUGGUGAUUCGGACGUUUCAAAGCAACACUACGCAGCUUUUGAAAAUGAGUUUGAUGAUCUCCUGUGAGAAGAACUGACCAACAGAAUCAAUCACCACAUGCCGCUGCAGAGGGCGCUGUUGGGCAGUAGAAGUUACAUAGUGUUGCUUUAAGCGUUUGUUAAAUAAACAGUUGCCCCGAUCAGCGUAUCACAGCUGGUAUCACAUCGAAUGUGAUAUUUUUCUCUCAGACCAAUCACGUAUCUUAGAUCAGAUAGAAGUGGCAAGAAGGAGCCAAACUUUUAUUCAGACUGAACCCACAGAUCUUUGGAGUAGAGAGGAAAGAUGUGAGGAGAAGUGACUCGUUAAAAAGUCAUGUGGUUUGUGGAUGAGACACAAACGCACACAUGCAUGUGAAAACAGGGUUGGGCAUCAGAGAGGAUGUUUCAUCGUGUUCAGGAUCAUAAAAACAUUGUGCUGUUUUAGUGGGUACAACACAUGGGUGCAUUGGUGCAAAGAAAACAAGGGUGUUAUCUCUGAUGUUGGGAUACAAGUACUUUAGUCUUUGCAAAUAUAUCUCAGGCUCUGCUCGGCUCCAGAGGCAGAAAUAAUCUCAAUGGUGGUUUCACAAUCAAUGGGCGGAGCCAAAAAAACCCUCCUGCCAAAUUGGUGACAUAUUAUUGCCAUUUUUUUCUGAAAGGCAACUAACGACAAAUUGAGAGAGAAUAGGAGCAAUACUUUUUAUCCCUCCUGUGAGGAUCUGGUUGCUUCAUGGUGAGUUUAACCACCAGUGCAAUUAAUUCUGCAAACGGAGCAGCUCUGCCUUCAAGAAAUUUCUGUAAUGCAAUACUACAGGCCUCUUAAAUAUGCUGACAGUAUAUUAUAUUGAAAAUGUCAUUUCUAUAAAGUGUGAGAGUGAGAGCCGACGAGAGGAAGAUAUUGAAUAUUUAAUCCAUUAUCCCGUCUUUGGGAGGACAAGUGGGGAAAGAGGGGAAGGAGGGGAGGAUGAGGUGUUCGGCUGGAUUCUGCUGAAUGUGGGGAUUACCACGCUGAAAUUUAUACGUUUAUAUUCCAUCAUCUGUUCCCUCACCUCCUCUUUCUCCCCGUCGCCUCAGCCGUCGUGUGACUCAGCGGAGUAAUCACGUUAAGAGCUUUUCCCUCUCUCUCACUCUCUCUCCUUCUUUCCCUGCUGAGCGAUAAAAGGUGUUCGGGGAAGCAGAUCAAGAAAUCGCCGGUUAAUUAAUUUCAGUCGCCGUCUGCAGCUGCGUUAGCAACCUGUUGCUAAGAGACACAUUAAUGUAAAACGUCAAAGGUUAAAUUGGAGACUUGGCAGAGAUUAUUUUCAGUGAAGCCGACAGAAAAAUCACAGUUUAUCUAAAUUCGAUGUGUGUGUGUGUGUGUGUGUAAGGUUUAAUGAAUAAAGCUUCUAUAAUGAGACCAAAUGGCAGAAGAGCAAAGACAAAUCAAACGUCCCCUCAGACUUAAGAGUCAAGUCAAGUACCAGUAUUUGCAAAGGACGUAGAAAUAUAAUAACAGAAACAGCUAUGAUGAAGAAAAGCUAUUAUUUUUAUGACUUUAUAGAGAAAUUUGCUUUAAAAACAAUGCAAUGGUUCAUAUUUUGCAAAAGCACCAGAGCAGAUAACUGCACUUUUUAAAAAGUUCAGGUUGUUUUUAUUGCCGGAUAUUCCCCCUGGCAUAAACCACUAAACUAUGAAAUUCACAAAUCUGCAUUUUGAAUUACAACUAAACAGAUAAAGAAUAAGAUCACAGUACGAAAAAGAGUUCUGCUGCCAGAAACUGAACCGACAAGACCUGAGUCUCCAAUUUUCAUUUUGGGUUGAGUUUUAGGUUCCUGUAGGAGCUCGAGCUAACCACUGACAAACAAACCCAUCAGGAUGCAUGGCUUGGUUUUGAAAUUGCUCAGGUUUGGAUAUUUUGACUGUAGCUCAAUGCAGUACAGUGAUAUUCAUGUCAACAUGUCUCACUGGCCAAACGCCAGAGUCUGCGAUGUAGCGAUUGUAGAUUUGAGUCACUGGAGCGCAUUCCUGACGAUAAACGCUGUCGACCAGUCAUAGCGAGUAAUGGCUGUAAAUUCUGAUGAUUCAACCCGUCAUCAAAUUACUAAUAAAAAAACAAAUUUACCACAAACCAAACUUAAACAUGUCUAUACAGCAGCAAGUCACCAGGUGGCGAUGGAGAUGCUUUAAUUUCAUCCAACUGUAAAGUGUAUGGGCUGAGUAGACAGGAAGCAACACUGACGCAGAGCCGUAGAGGCACUGACGAGCAAAGGGGAUGAUGGGAAAUGAAAUAGAUCGCCACAUCGGGAGGGUGUGCACGAUCGAGUGAAGCGGAGAGUGAGACAUGUCAACCGCAAACAUCGCUCUAUUUCUGCUGAGCACUAAUUUCAGCCAACGCUCAUCCACCUCCUGACGAUCCCCAGAGUCAUCAUGAAUAAUCAUGACGUUAUAUCUGGAUAUUUUAUUCCUGAUGUUUUGGCACUUUGGGAAACAACAGAUCCAGUUCUCAUUGAGAUUCACUGACUUUGUGUGAGCUGCAGUGGAAGCUUCCAAACCGGUGCGGCUCACAUAUCAGGGUGUUGCAGGCAGGGUGACGUGUCCCUGAUGAAGUUGGGGUUGAGUCGAUGUGCUGCAGCUUCUUGAGAGAGUGAAACAGGGUGAAAAAGCAACAGAGAGAUUUAGUGGCGGCAGGUUUGGGCCAAAGAGCAUCUAGACGGGUGAGGUUUACUGUAAUUGUACAUUUCAGGGGUACUGUGGAGUAAUGGAGCAUGCGGCCCGUCUCAAAAACAGAAAAAAGCUGACGUCCUAUAUGGUGGUUAACUCCACCCUCCUGCCACUCCAAGUGAAGUAAAACAAAGGCCCACGUUUGGUGUACAGUCGGUGUACAAAGACACAGAGAUGUUACUUAGAGAGAGACACGGACAAGUUAUUGGAAUUAUUCUAUUUUUGUUAUUCCUCAUUGACAAAGACAUAUUUAAAGGAAUAUUCCGUGUGUGUAUUGAAUAACCUUUGUUUCCCUGCCCCAUCCAAUGGUGUGACGUGUGGCUGCGGGGUGGCGUCACACACAAACGCUUCCCUCCGCAGCUCUGCAAUGCCAAU